AUAGGCCUAUCUCUUAUGAUAUUGUUUUCAACACACUCUACUUUUUGAUGAAAUUCUGUGCUAUAUCUAAAAGCAACUACAGUAGCUGGCUCAUAUAAAGGUUAUUAGACUUAACAAGAAUGUUGUUAUGUUGAUAGAAGUCCACAUAGCUUGAAACUAGACAUUAUUAUUAUUAUUAUUAUUAUUAUUAUUAUUACUAUUACUAUUAUUUUUUUUUCUCCAUGUUCUGGCAUAGAAAGAGUUACGAGGCAGAUUUUGAUGGCGUUGGAAACCGCCCUUAAAAAAAGUAAAAUAGGCCUUCAGAAGUAUGCGAAAAAUCCAUUGUUUUAAAGCUUACGAUAUGGAGGAUAUGGAUAAAUGGUUAUAAAUGCCAAUAAAGUUUUCAAAGAGUAAUUUUGAUAGUUUCAACAAGUACAAUGACCUAAGAAACUACCAUAAGGUAAGGUUUGGUUCCAAAAUCGACAAACAAAAUGGAGGAAGAAGGAAAGAUUUGGACAACUGCAAAACAUGAGAGCUAUGGCACCGGGUACGGGAUAUGAGAUGCCCAUUGCACCCAGACCUGAUGCAUAUGCACAGGUUGGGCUACAAAUGCAGAACUCACCGUGGGUCGGCAAUAUGGCAGGAUUGGGUGGCAUGAACCAAUCACAUCAUAUGCAAGCCCCUCAUCCUAGUUCCUGUAUGGCACCACAGAGCACACUUCCUAACUUUAUGGGAGUACCAAUCCACAAUCAUGCCCAAGCUAUGAACGUAAUGUCAUCCGUUUCCAGUCCAACUCCAGCAACCUUCAUGAACAUGACCAGUACUUUCAAUGGUCAGUAUUCUGAAAUGCAUUGUCAAGAUACUAAUAGAAGAUCUAACAGCAUCGCUGCACUUUGCCUGCGGGCAAAGGAACAUAGCAAUGUUAUGGGCAUGAUGAAUGGUUAUUCCUAAAAUUUAAAUAAUGGAAAUGGGAAAAGACAAUCACAUAACAAUUCAGUGCAACGUUUGAUAAAAUAAAAAUUUAAAUAUCAGGGAAAAACCAAAGGCAAGGUAUUGACGAAAUAUGAAAUUAGUUAUUCGGGGCUGUUUUCCACCCCUUAUGGAAAUGACAUCUGUUUUCCAUUAAACGCUGUGAGAAAAACUAUAAACCUAACAAAAAUAGGGUGCAUGAAGAUUUGGUUGCAAGCCGGGUCUGCCAUUGUGUAGCGGGAUUGAAUUCUUACACCGGAUUUCUAUGCAUCCGCAUGUUCUUGUUACCAACAGUAACAUCUUGUAAUUUCUUUCGUGGCAUUGGUUGCAUCCGUGUUAUUUUCCAACUUUUAUGUGGAUUUCUCAAUCUGUACUCAAGCUGCCUUUUGCAUCAAAAGCGUUUGAUAAAGCAUGCCGAUCACGUGG
This is a messenger RNA of Anneissia japonica, 1374 nucleotides long. RefSeq names its product ALX homeobox protein 1-like. The transcript has 3 exons. Gene Ontology annotation, biological process: regulation of transcription by RNA polymerase II. Bases 508 to 930 code for a protein of 140 amino acids. Gene Ontology annotation, molecular function: RNA polymerase II transcription regulatory region sequence-specific DNA binding; DNA-binding transcription factor activity, RNA polymerase II-specific. The record is from RefSeq and is a predicted model, not a curated record. NCBI's taxonomy places the organism in Eukaryota, Metazoa, Echinodermata, Crinoidea, Comatulida, Comatulidae.